AUGUUGUUAGCCUUCCUCAGAUUUGUUACGCCUCUCCUAGUUUGGCCCAUUAUUGCGGGUAAAAGAGGAGGCAGACCAAGACCAAGACCACCACGAAGGAAAAGCGGAACGCGGCCCUCCCGCCCAAGGUCCGGCAAACCGAAGUCGAGAGCAAAGCCAAAGAAAGGAAAACAGCCGAAGUCGGGGGCGAAAAAGGGAAAGUCUAAAUCCAGUAAAAAGGAAGGGAAGAAGAAAGCAAAAUCAAAAAAGGAAAAAAAGAGGGGAAGCGCAAGAGAGAAGAAAGGUGCUGAGGGCUCUCAAUUGCCCGAAUCUGCUGAUGGUGGAGACGGAAGUACACCAGAGUCCAAACCAGCUGAGGAGGAUAAAGUUGAAGAAGCUGCAGCUGGCGACGAAGAAAAAACACAUGAAGAGCGGAUGACAGCGGACGAAAUGAUGCAGAUGAAUGAAUACGCAAAGAAAAGCGAUUUUCAAGCCGCUAAAGAAUUGAAUGCAAAAAUUACCAUUGAUAUGUUGAAGAAAGAAGAUGGGGAGCAGUACUUUACUUCGGGACGAUUUGGAGCAGUAUUUCUGUUGCCGGGCGUGACUGAGCUACCGAAAAGCGAAGCGGAAUCAGAAGCACAAAGUCAAAUGAAUUGA
Messenger RNA from Cylicocyclus nassatus, 636 nucleotides. Lineage: Eukaryota; Metazoa; Nematoda; Chromadorea; Rhabditida; Strongylidae. The record is from the annotation of a GenBank genome assembly.